AUGGAAUUUCUUCCGAAUGGGAUCCCCAGCGACUGGGCACGAAGCUUCAACUUGCCAUCCGUUGAAGGUCACGACGAGGAAGCCGACAGGCGUUCCAGCGCAUCUAACAGCGAGGCUCCGCUGACGCCGUUGCCGAUAUAUACCAGCAUCCAUCGGAUCCGACGUUUAGUCCUCGCCAGCAUCGACGACCCCUACACACUGGAGCAUUUUCGCGAGCCCAGCUUGAACGCGCUCAUCGUUCGACCACUCGUGGACCGCCUCUACGAUCCGCAAGACACCACCGUCGUUUACUGUCUCCUCGUGAAUCGCGUCCACUUCCUGCGCGAACAAUCUCAGCUUGUAUACCAAUCCGUCAAUGGCGCCCGAGCGACUUUAUGCGAGCUUGUGGCCACGCGAGUCCUCCGUCGCUUCCACGAAGAUCACCCCGGCCAGGCGGGACUAUUGCUACUCGCGCGAAUUCUUGUCGAAGGCCAUGAUCCCUUCCAAGGUGCUCCUGUUCACAUCGAGCGCGAGGGCCGCCAGCUGCACUGGCCGAUCCAGGAUCGUGGCGGGCACGAGCAUGAGCUAACAGCACUGGAGCUCGCCAUCCUAUCCGAGAGCAAGACCUUUGUGGCGUCCUCGGCAUGUCAGCGCGUCGUCGACGCCGUACAUAGUGGGCAAAUUGUGUAUACGCCGCUGAGUUUCGUCGACAUGCUGCCCGACCACUACAAGCACCGACCAAUAUCACUCUACGACCCGCACGGAGCUCGGCUGCUAAACCACCACCGGCUUAUAGUGCCACGCAUUAGAGCGAUUGUCGAAAUGGUCGAGUUCCUGGUCCUGUUGAUGCUUUACGUUUUGACCAUGGUCAAUCGUAGACUGGAUCACAAUCCGUGGGAGCUGCUCUUUUGCGCUUAUACGGCCGGCUGGGCGCUGCACGAGUUUGCCGCCAUCAUCGAGCAUGGAUGGGAAGUCCACGCGCAGAGCCUCUGGGCCUUUCUUGACGCGACGUUUGUCGUCGUGUACGCAGCUUACUUGCUCGUGCGCGUGUACGACAUCGCGCUUGGACAGCUGCACGAUGGCUUUGGCCUGCACAUUCUCUGCAUUGCAGCGCCGGUUCUGCUGACGCGCAUUGCAUUUACUUUGCUUCCGCACAACAUUGUCUUCAUCUCAUUGCAUGCCAUGAUGAAAGACUUCACCCUCGUCACAUUUCUUGCCAUAUGGUGUUUUCUCGGCUUCCUCCUUGCCCUUCAGUGGCUCAUCACAUCUGACCAAAGUCGCGGUGGGGAGGACAGCGCUCCGAGCUGGUCGACCGUGUCGAAGUGGCUGCUAUGGAUAUGGUUUGGCCUCGAUGGCACAGGCAUUGAAGAAUCGACGCGCUUCCACGUCGUCUUUGGCCCGAUGCUCAUCAUUGCCUUUGCGUUCUUGGGCAACACUCUCUUCCUUACCAUCCUGGUCGCGUUACUUACGAAUACCUUUUCGCGAAUCAUUGCGGACGAGGCGGCCGAGAUCCGUUUUCGGCGCACUGUUCUCACCUUUGAAGGUGUCAAGAGCGAUGCCAUAUUUGCUUACCCUCCACCGUUUAACGUUCUCGCCCUGGCGAUCCUUCUUCCCGUCAAGUCGGUAGUGUCUCCCCGACGGUUUCACACGAUCAACGUCGCGCUCAUUCGCCUCUUCAAUGCACCAAUCCUCAUCAUCAUCAGCCUCUUCGAGCGGCGAAGUCUCUGGGCCCGCCCCAAGCGGCCGAGUAGAAGCUGGCGAUUCACUGGCUUCUCGCCGCACGGAGAUAUCCAGGCUGUCUUUGAGACUCCGCUCCCGGAGGAGGUGUCAGACUUCAUUGACAUUCUAGAUCCGAUGAGCGAGGUGCCAGUCUUGGAGGAUGAUGUGAUGUCGAGAUUGUCGGGAGAUGUACCUCGCUCGAGGCUACGGAGGUCACGGAUGUCCAGACGCAGAGGGAGAUCGGGCGAUGACAGCAGAUCGCCAUUUCCAGCGCAGUUGCAACUGUGA
Messenger RNA from Purpureocillium lilacinum, 1986 nucleotides. The record is from RefSeq and is a predicted model, not a curated record. NCBI's taxonomy places the organism in Eukaryota, Fungi, Ascomycota, Sordariomycetes, Hypocreales, Ophiocordycipitaceae.